This is a messenger RNA of Theileria equi strain WA, 708 nucleotides long. RefSeq lists its product as hypothetical. The record is from RefSeq and is a predicted model, not a curated record. NCBI's taxonomy places the organism in Eukaryota, Apicomplexa, Aconoidasida, Piroplasmida, Theileriidae. The coding region runs from base 91 to 654 and encodes 187 amino acids. The transcript has 3 exons.
ACUAACAAUUUGUGGGACGCUUGCGCAAAAUUGCAUAAAUAUGCUAUGUAUAUACUCUAAACAGCUCCAAGAUGGAUUUGAAGAGAGAUAAUGACAGCACAUGAAGCAAGCUUGUACGAUCGCAAGGUUGGUGGGAAGCUAAAGUUAAAGGGUCUUUCCAAAGUUAAGGGAACCCGUAAAGGCUCUGAAACUUAUCAAAAGGAAGACUUUGAUGAUGAAAAACAGAUUCUUGGGACAGGAAGGAUAGUAUCGUCUUCAAAAACAAUACAAGGAUUCGAAACACGCUUUAUGGACGAGGCACGUGUAAAUGAUAUACUCUUGAUAAAACAUCCAUUGACCCAUUCAAAUGAAGAGCGCCGUAUAGAAGCUGUUCUGAGUCAUAGAACCAUCCAUAUCAAUGAACCAUUCAGCGGUGAUCUAAUAACAACGUGCCCAUUCUACCUGAGAAGAUGCAAGGACAAAAACCAUGACGAAAUCGCAAAAGACAAGACCUCCGAACCCAUGAGGAAGAGGCACCAAUCCACGGUAACAGUUCGUAAGAAGACUGGUAUGUGGAGUUACAAGACAGAAACUAAGGUUGUAAAAUCCGACCUGAGUGCAGAGGAUCGCCUAAACGAACGUAUUAAGCUAAGUAGAGACAAGUAUUGUUGGUAAUGAUCUCAUCUCGGAAAGUGUAGAUAGGUUAUAUUACUAGAUUUAUAAAGCUAG